Messenger RNA from Cucurbita maxima (winter squash), 2335 nucleotides. RefSeq lists its product as uncharacterized. Bases 77 to 2110 code for a protein of 677 amino acids. The transcript has 19 exons. The record is from RefSeq and is a predicted model, not a curated record. NCBI's taxonomy places the organism in Eukaryota, Viridiplantae, Streptophyta, Magnoliopsida, Cucurbitales, Cucurbitaceae.
GUUUGCGCCAUUUUCUGCAGAACACAUAAACCCCGAAAGCCGAAAGGAGUUUCUCAUAGAUAAGAAGAAAUUUGAAAUGUCGUGGCUGAGAUUGGCAGUGAGCAAAGCAGUGGAGGUUGGGAACAACAACAAUCUUACUCGGGUCGUCAAGAAUUAUGCCGACACCGUCGUUCACCACGCUGGUCAGGCCGUUGCUGAGGGUGCCAAGAUUCUCCAAGAUCGCAUUGGGGCACGUAACUUGAGAAGUAUUAGGCAGACUAUACAAAGAUUGGAAGAAGCUUCUGUGUCCUGUGGGCGCCCUGAAAGAGCUCAGUUGUUGAGAAGUUGGUUGGUUGUGCUUGAAGAGGUAAAAAAAUUAUCUGAUGUUCCAUCCGAGGAGACAGCAAAGACCCUGGAGCAGCAUCUUGCUUUUGAAGACGCAAAGGAAAGCCCAAGAAAGCCUGAUGUUGUUUUAUAUUAUGAACCCGAUGUUGGAGGGGAACCAAUGAACUUCUAUGAUGUGUUUCUUCAUAGUCAAGCUCUGGAGGGAAUUACAUUAUCUAUGAUUCUUGAAGCGCCAGAUGAGGAAGAAGUGUCUCUUCUCCUGGACAUGUUUGGAUUAUGCCUUAUAGGUGGGAAAGAAGUUCAUAAUGCAAUAGUUAGCAGCAUACAAGAUCUGGCAAAAUCUUUUUCCAACUACGAGGAUGAAGUGUUGGUGAAGCGGGAAGAAUUGCUCCAAUUUGCACAAAGUGCAAUUUCAGGGUUGAAGAUUAAUGCUGAUCUUGGGAGAGUAGAUACUGAAUUGUCCAAUUUGAAGACAAAACUUGAAGGAAUGUCGAUGUCUUCAAAUGCAGAUUACGGCAAUACAUCAGAAGAAACCACUCUAGAAACAAUUGAGGCAUUGAAAGCAGCACUUUCACACAUACGAAUUUGUUCUAGAGUAGAUGAACUUCUGAUGAAGAAGAAAUUCUUAAACAACGGAGAUUCUCCCGAAAUCCAUGCUCAGAAGAUUGAUAAAUUGAAAGUCUUGUCAGAGUCUCUUUCAAACUCCUGUGUGAAAGCUGAAAAGCACAUUACAGAUCAUAGAUUGCAAAAAGAGGAAGCACUAAAUGUUCGUCUGACCAAAGCAACUGAAACUGGUGAAAAAGAGAAGGAACUAAGUACAGAAAUUGCAGAACUUGAAAGACAGAGAGAUGAUAUUGAAGCUCAAUUAAAAAAGGUUAACAUAUCCUUGGCUGCUGCACAUGCACGCCUUCGAAAUAUGGUGGAAGAGAGAGAUCAGUUUGAGGAGGCCAAUAACAAGAUUGUCGCACAUUUAAAGACAAGGGAAGAUGAGCUGUUAAAAUCCAUUUCCUCGUGUAAGGCAGAAUCAAAUGUUUUGAAUAUGUGGAUUAAUUUUCUGGAAGAUACGUGGAAUAUCCAAUGCCUACAUAGAGAAAAUAAGGAGAAGGAGGUCAACGAUGCGUUGGAAAAACAUGAAGGUUACUUUGUCAACUUGGCUAUUGAUCUUCUAUCUUCUUAUAAGAAAGAGUUGGAGCCGUCAAUCAGCCGUAUUGAAAAAUUUGUGGAAAAUUUAAAGAAUUUGAGGCAGAGGUCGGAAGAAUCCAUACUGGAAAAUGACGAGUCAAAAGUUCUAAGCCCCACAAAUAAUCUUGAAAGGGAAUAUCUGGGUUAUGAAGCUAAGAUCAUUACUACCUUCAGUGUUGUGGAUCACAUGAAAGAGCAGUUUUUGGCUCAACAAGCUCAAGUUUCCAGGAAGGAGGAUUCUAGAGUUCAAGAAUUGUUUGAUGAUAUUGAAAAACUGCGGCAGAGUUUUGACUCUAUCGAGAGACCCAAUCUAGAAAUCGAAACUCCGCCUCCAAGAGCAGAAAAUGAAUCUAGAGAGGAGGCGCAGAGUAGUGUUCCACAACCUUCGGCAGAAGACAGCAAGAACUCAAAAGUAGAAACUGGUAAGCAGCUGGAAGUACUACCUGCAGUGAAUGCAGAACAGACAGUAGAUGCUGCCGCUGAGCUAGCGAAGCUAGAAUCAGAAUUCGGGAAAGUGAGUCAUGACUACUCAACAGAAGACAUUGGUGAAUGGGAAUUCGACGAGCUGGAAAGGGAACUGAGGUCAGGUGACUCAAAGAACUAGCUCUAUCAUACACAUAUUAUAUGCUCCUCCUGAAUGAAUCAACCUAAUUUAUUAUGAAGAAAGAUCCCCCAAAACUCCAAGCUUGGAUCAUAAUCUUUCCACUGUAAUUGUUCUCUGUAUAUCUUGUGGUUUUUUAAGUUGUUCACUUGUAUAAAUUCUGAAACAUAUAUGUUGUAAUAUAAAAGCCAAUGAAGGGAAACAGUCAAAUCAAGAUGACCCUUUUGA